GCUCUGACCUUUUUUUCGGACACAUAAAAGGCUCUGGGACGAGGACAGACCUGUCCUGUUGACCUACACAGUCAUGAUGGGUAAGAUCAUCUUCUACGAGGGCAGGAACUUUGAGGGACGCCACUAUGAGUGCAGUGGGGACUGCGCUGACAUGCACUCCCACUUCUCCCGGUGUAACUCCAUCCGGGUGGACAGUGGGUGCUGGGUGGCCUAUGAGAAGUCGAACUAUUCUGGGUACCAGUAUAUGCUGACAAGGGGGAAGUACCCCGACCACCACCGCUGGUCCGGCUUCAACGACUGCAUCCGCUCCUGUCGCAUCAUCCCUGCUUAUAACGGAAACUACAGGAUGAAGAUCUUUGAGAGAUCAGACUUCGGAGGCAAGAUGAUGGAGCUGAGCGACGACUGUCCCAACCUGCAGGACCGCUUCCACCUGAGAGACAUCUCAUCCUGCAAUGUCAUGGAGGGCUACUGGAUCCUCCACGAGCACCCCAACUACAGGGGUCGUCAGUACUUCCUACGCCCUGGCGAGUACAACAAGCACAGCGACUGGGGCAGCAUGAGCUCCACCAGUGGCUCAGUGCGUCGCGUCAUAGAGCUGAAGCAAACCAACCAAUAAAGCAGAGUCUCUAGAUCUCUCUCCAGCCAGGCUAGAUCUCUCUAAACGCCUGUAGAAUUCUGUACAGGGGUUGACUAAAUGAGCCAAUCUCAACAUAUGGUUGGUGUCAGGGAAUAAGGAGACUGUCCUUUAAUAAUUAGUAUCACUGGAUGAUAAUAUGACUGGGCAGAAGUAAGAAAGCAGUGUCUUGGAAUCCUGGUGUAGUUGUACAAAGAGCAUUUAGAAGGCUUUCAACAAAACAUCAAAUGAUGGAAUUUCUUGUGGAAGAAUGGUGUCAUCCCUCAAAUAGAGUUCCAGACACUUGUAGAAUCUAUGCCAAAUGCGCAUUGACGCCGUUCCGGCUCGUGGUGGCCCAAUGCCCUAUUAAGAUAAUUUAUGUUGGUGUUUACUUUAUUUUGUGAGUUACCUGUAGCUCUACUGUAUAGUUACUGUAAAGGUACAUUACAUUUAAAAUCAAAGAGGGAUGUGCACAUAUCUCAACAUUAGAAUACUUUCUCUUUUUUUGUCUACAACAUAAGGUCUGAAAACAUCUGACAAACUUACAUUUUGAAGUGAAAUAUCCCAUUGAAUUGGCCAGUGAGAUGCUUUACCAAUUGAAAUAAAUAAGACAUACAGUAA
Messenger RNA from Salvelinus sp. IW2-2015, 1234 nucleotides. Its product is annotated as gamma-crystallin S-1-like. Gene Ontology annotation, molecular function: structural constituent of eye lens. Gene Ontology annotation, biological process: lens development in camera-type eye; visual perception. Lineage: Eukaryota; Metazoa; Chordata; Actinopteri; Salmoniformes; Salmonidae. The record is from RefSeq and is a predicted model, not a curated record.